Heteronotia binoei (common prickly gecko) is the source of this 3526-nucleotide messenger RNA. RefSeq names its product reticulon 1 (gene RTN1). The coding region runs from base 30 to 2147 and encodes 705 amino acids. The transcript is spliced from 9 exons. Gene Ontology annotation, biological process: brain development; neuron differentiation; endoplasmic reticulum tubular network formation. NCBI's taxonomy places the organism in Eukaryota, Metazoa, Chordata, Lepidosauria, Squamata, Gekkonidae. Gene Ontology annotation, cellular component: neuron projection; postsynaptic density. The record is from RefSeq and is a predicted model, not a curated record.
UCCUCGCCGUGGAACCCUCGCCCGUUGCCAUGGCGACUGCAUCCACAGGAGGCAUGGCGACAUCUAAUCUCUACGAUUACGGUUCUUCCAAGGCAUCAGACAGGGGCAACGGCUCCUUUUACACCUCCCUGAUUUCUGAUGACCUCUAUACCUCGCCUCAGGACUCGUCCUACUUCACCGGAAUUCAGCCGAAAGAGGGUGGCCACGUUACAACUUCAGACAGCACCGAAGGGUUUCACAUCCAGGACGGGACCAUCUUUGAGUCCCGCGGCUUGUUCACCUCUGAUUCGGGAAUAGAGAUGACCCCAGCAGAAUCCACCGAUGUCAACAAAACUUUUGCCGAUCCCGUGGAGCAAAUGAAAUCGGAAGCUUAUAAGUACAUGGAUAUCAGCAGAUCGGAAGAGAUCAAGUUUCAAGAGCGGUGUGACACAGGCUUGGGAGAUGAGGGCCCACCCCGUUGGAGUCGUAAGUGUGAGGAGGAUACUGACCCCAAAGGGACAGCUUCUGAGGAAAAACACGUGGCCAAAGAGCCAGGCUUAUUUGAGGGAUCCAUGUUCCCGUCAGAGACAUUUGGUGACCAUCAAUACCACUCCUCAGUAGAAGCCCCGGUCAGAAUUACUUUUACUGAGAUCGAAAACGUGGUAGGGGAGCCCGCCGCCAAGGAGAAGAUGGCAGAAAAAGGAGAACCAGGCCUCAAACCAAGCCACGAAGUCGUCCCAACAGUGACUGUGUCUGAGCCGGAAGAUGACAGCCCAGGUUCUAUUACACCACCUUCAUCAGGGACAGAACCUUCCGGCUCAGAGUCCCAAGGGAAAGGAAGCCUGUCUGAGGAAGAACUCGUCAACGCCAUUAAAGAAGCAAAGGGCUUUUCCCACGAACGCCCCGACGGCCAACGAUCGUCCAGGGCCGUGCCGGAAAAACAAACCCCCCCAAGCAAGUCGAGUCUUCCUGCCGGUAGACCUCCCGUGGACAACGAGGCGAGCAGUGCCGAGUCCGGUGAUUCGGAAAUAGAGCUGGUCUCGGAAGACCCCUUAGCUGCCGAAGAGGUUCUCCACUCUAGCUACAUGACCUUCAGCCACAGCAGCGGCCCGCCGCCUUCUCCGGCCUCCCCUUCCAUUCAGUACAGCAUCCUGAGGGAAGAGCGAGAGGCCGAGCUGGACAGCGAGCUCAUCAUCGAGUCGUGCGACGCUUCUUCGGCCUCUGAGGAGAGCCCCAAGCGGGAGCAUGACUCCCCCUUGAUGAAGCCGGUCAUUAUGGACAUCAUCCAGGAGGAGAACAACUCCCGAAACGAAAGCCGGGUGGCUUCGAACUACCGUGUAAAUAGCUCCAAGGAGAGCCGGAUGAACCGGGAGAACCUUGCCGACUCGGCCUCCUACCUGAAGUGUUCCUUCGCCUCACCGAAAGCAAACGUUGAGCUGUCUUCCUCCUCUCCCUCCACCGUCGCUGAAGGGACAAAGGACAAAGCCGCGCAGAAGAAGGCGGCCGACGGGGCGGCGGCUGCAGCCACGAGUCAGCUGCCUUCUAAGAGUUCGGUGGCAAGAAGUCCCUGGCCUUCGCCGCCGUUUCUAAAUAAGCAAAAAGCUAUCGACCUGCUGUACUGGCGCGACCUCAAGCAGACGGGCAUCGUCUUCGGGAGCGUCCUGUUGCUUCUCUUCUCCCUGACCCAGUUCAGCGUCGUCAGCGUGAUCGCCUACCUGGCGCUGGCAGCUCUCUCGGCCACCAUCAGCUUCAGAAUCUACAAGUCGGUCCUGCAGGCUGUGCAGAAGACUGAUGAAGGCCACCCAUUCAAGAACUACUUGGAGAUGGAAAUGUCUCUCUCCCCGGAACAGAUUCAGAAAUACACAGAUUGCCUCCAGUUGUACGUCAAUAACACUGUCAAAGAGCUCCGGAGGCUGUUCCUCGUUCAGGAUCUGGUGGAUUCCUUAAAGUUUGCAGUGCUAAUGUGGCUGUUGACUUACGUGGGAGCACUCUUCAACGGCCUGACUCUUCUGAUACUGGCUGUGGUAUCGAUGUUUACUCUACCUGUCGUAUAUGACAAGUAUCAGGCACAGAUUGACCAGUACUUGGGGCUUGCGAGGACCCACAUAAAUACCGUUGUGGCAAAGAUCCAAGCAAAAAUUCCAGGUGCCAAGAGGAAGGCUGAGUAGAGGCGUCACUGAAGAUUCAUCAGCUUGCAAGAGUGAACGAUGAGAGAGUCUGGGACGAAAAUCGCUCUGUUCUUACUUUUUAACCGGAUAAUUUAUUGUUCCUUUCUCUCUCGCUCUCUCGCUAUCACUGGGUGAAGACAGAUGUGGUAAACGAGCAUGCCCUUUAGCCACAGGGAUCAGCCCGGCUUCUUCUUGGCAACGCAGCUGAAAAGAUUGAAGUACAUGCCCACGAUCCAUCCAUCCACGGGCCCAGUUUAUCGCUUGCCCUUCUCCGAUGCUACGAAAAGGCCAUCCGUAAAAGGGCUGUGUGAACAUUCAUGCGGUUCUCUGGACGUUUUUCACCUUAUCGUUAAUUUUAAGUACCAAAUUGCCCCAGGAAUUGAGGGGGGGGAAAGGUUUCUCGGUGUCAUCAACAGGCACUGGCCAAUCAGUGCUGUGCGCCCAGCAGUGAUUUUUGCUUCAAACUUCCAGAACUGUCAGGACAAGGUACUUUUGGAUUGUGCCAUAGCGAGGGUGCUUCUAAAACAUUCCCCCCACGAUAUUACAUCUGUCUACACCCAUUUUCGCCUCUCUCUCUCUCUCUCUUUCUCUCUCUCAAAACGCCACAGUCUCGGGAGAUGUGAAACAGUGAAGCAGCCGUCUGUCUUUCCUCUUCCGCUGUUUCUGUUACUCUCUAGACUUCUUCUGCAAUCACGUGUGUCAGGCACUAAAGUAUAGUAAAGAGAAAAAAAAAGUAUUCUAGGUGUGGUUCUUGUGUUGCUUCUUAAGUGCAUGACGGUGAGAGCCUAAAAAAAAAAAAAAGAAUAUUAUUGAACUUUCUCCUUUUGAUUUUCUAGUGCUUCUACCACUAUGACUACUAUGACAAUUUCUUCUAUUGGCUUUGCUUCGAUGACUUUUAAUGUUACUUGUGGCUACGGGCUUUCCUCUGUUUCGUGCACUGAUGCCGUUCGCUUCUUCGUCCACUGGGUUCGCUGGUUGGGGGUCCUUUUUACUAACUAUCCUAGAAUCGUAGACUUGACGUCUUUAUGUGUGUUUUCUUUUUUCCCCCCCAGCACAAACAAAAGAGCAAUGGGUACUUAUAUGGUCUGAUCCAUUUUGUAUAACUCUCUGUCUCUCUCAAGAAAAAAAACAAAACAGAAAAGGAACAAAAAAACCCAUCAAACCAACCAAGCCACCCGGUACUUUUCUUUUUUCCCCAUUGUUUUUGGUUGUCAAGGGAUCAACGGGCUGAUAUACAUGUAUGGGAAUCGAAGGCUUUCGGCUUGUUUCAUGUAUCACAGAUUUGUAUGAUGUUCUCUGUAGGACUUAAUUAUGGACUCUGAAUAUUUGCACUUAUGUACUUGAUACCGAAUGCAGAAAUAAAUGUGACUAAAUGUUAA